AAUACUUUAGCAAUCACAGUUGUUGAAAUCAAACCCAUGAUCAGUUACAUCUUUGAAAUCAUGGCAUUAUUUCAGAAGAGAAUGAAAAGAGGCAUUCUGAAAAGCUUGGUCUGUUUGUUGUGUUUCAUCCCUAUUUUGUGCCUGCUGCUUUUAAUUAAUUUGGGCCUUCCUGAGGUGUCUAUGGACAAUAGCAUCAAGAGGUCUUGCAAGACUUUGUUACCUUGGAAGAGUUCAGAGGAGGUGAAACUAGGAGAGCUUGGGGAGAUGAUGGUUGCAAUGCUGCCCAGUGAUCUUCCCUUCACCAUUUUUGUCCCAUCAGAAGAAGCGUUUGAACAUGUUCUAAAGCUGAGAGCCAGCGAUAGCUUAACUGAACAGAAGAUGAAUGAUACAUAUGCCACUGUCUCUCGCGUAAUGGGUUUUUCUGCAGUUCCUCAGCAUCUACCUUCUGGAGCAGUACCUUUGCACAAAGAAAUAUCUUUUGAUUCUAUAUCUGGAUUCAGAUUAUAUGCUUGGAAGGAUGUUAAAGGAACUCUGGUUGUUAAUGGGGUCAGAUCAGAAUGUGUUGAUGUCCGAAAAGCUGAGAUUAUUGUGCAUAUCAUGAGUGGGGUGAUUAUGGAUGUGGAGUUUGAGCAGUCAUUUUCUCCUGAUUACGAUGACUGACAAAUGAUCCAAUCCGACCACCUGACUGUCAGUAUGGCUUUCACUUAGGUGGAGUCAACUUAUAAUACAUAUCUGGCGUACUUCAGAAUAUGUUAAACUUUGUAAAAUGGGUCCUGUACUGGUAAAUGCAUCCGUCCCGGUGUUAGCUUUUCUGCUAAUAAGCAUGAUUCAAUCAUCACUUUAAUUUCUCUUGCGGCAGUGGAGUGUAAAUCUGAAAAAAUUACAACCUUUUGACCUGAAAGUUGUUUAUGACCAUCUGAUCAGUGGAAUUGCUAUAACAGCAGAGGGUUCUAUCAUAUGGAGAGGCUAGUGAUCUGAUUUUUUGCAGUGCUACAUCAAUUUGUGGAAAGAUCCGGCGUAACUAUUAAUAAUUCCCUUAUUGUGGAGUGAUGGUUUUGUGGUUUGACAUCCAAGCUUGUGUUUUUUCUUUUGUUCUAUAAUGCUUUUUUGGCAGAUGUAAAAUUUUGCUUUAGUAAGAUGACUUCAAAACUGGUAUCAAUAUUUUCAGCUAAGCACAUACCGAAAGUAUAAUUUGUUGUUCA
This is a messenger RNA of Phoenix dactylifera (date palm), 1202 nucleotides long. Its product is annotated as Fasciclin-like arabinogalactan family protein. The record is from RefSeq and is a predicted model, not a curated record. Lineage: Eukaryota; Viridiplantae; Streptophyta; Magnoliopsida; Arecales; Arecaceae.